AUGUCUACUGCUAACGUUUUGAGAUACUCUGCCCUGGGAUUGGGUGUUUUCUUUGGCUUGAAGAACGACAUGGGAAACAAGAAGACUGCCUCCCAAAAGGCUGCUGAUGACGCUUUCCAAGCUAAAUUGAAGCUCGUGGACGAGGCCCGUGCAGAAUACGGCAGAUUACAUAACCCUGCUCCUACCACCCAAUCCAAAGAAAUCAAUUUGGAAGAUCCAAACUUGGAUAUUGGUGCUGCCAUCUUGCAGGCUGUCGACUCUCUAGGCUCCAAUUGA
Zygosaccharomyces rouxii is the source of this 276-nucleotide messenger RNA. RefSeq names its product F1F0 ATP synthase subunit e (gene TIM11). The record is from RefSeq and is a predicted model, not a curated record. The transcript has a single exon. Gene Ontology annotation, biological process: proton motive force-driven ATP synthesis. Gene Ontology annotation, molecular function: proton transmembrane transporter activity. NCBI's taxonomy places the organism in Eukaryota, Fungi, Ascomycota, Saccharomycetes, Saccharomycetales, Saccharomycetaceae. The coding region runs from base 1 to 276 and encodes 91 amino acids.